AAUUAACACAAAUAUUAUUGAAGCGAAACUUGUGGGGAGUGUUUGUGUCGCGUUCUGACUGUCGGAAAGUCAAAUUGUGCUAAGCAGAUGCCAGAAAGCAAAACUUUUUUGCUUUUGCAUUAUACACUAAAUAAUCUCGGCCACGAUAUCCGCCAGAAUUAACAUUUAGAAUAUACCAUUGACUGUUUCGGAUCGUUCUCAAAUUUCGCUGAAUAGAUAACAACAUACACAACAUUUGUCGGCGUUUUCGGCGUCAGUGUUCUGAAGUAGUUUUCAAACGCCCAGCCAUGUCCGACACGUCCAAGUCGAAUAACAACGCAGCCAGCGCGGCGAGCGCAGAUGGGGAUGCCGGCAAUGUCACACCAACGACGACACUACCACGCAGCAACCAUAAUAAUAAUAACAGCAGCAAAUUAAAGUCAACGCAGAACAGCAGCGGCGGCGGAAGCAUAGACAAACUGUCACCGGAUCAGGAUAUUUAUAUAAACGCAGCCGACGGUCUGCCCAGUCAGCACCCGACGCUGCCGCCCGAAGCUGACGUGGACACCGAUACGGAGCCGGAGGUGGAUCCCGAUUCGUUUGACGAUCUGCCCACCUCGAUCAUAGUGACCAACAUACAUUCGGAGGUGUUUGCUAAUCCCGAGCUUAAGCACGACAUGGAGGAGCUGUUCCGUACUUUCAGCGAGUCGGCUACUUUCCAGUGGCUGCGCAGCUUUCGCCGGCUGCGGGUGAACUAUGACAAUGCCGUUGCAGCGGCCAACGCGCGCAUUAAACUGCACCAAUACGAGUUUAACAAAAAGACGGUGAUCACCUGCUACUUUGCUCAGCCGGUGACACCUGUUAACAACAAAAAUCUACAGCCACCGGCGCCGGUCAAACAGUUCCUUAUCUCUCCGCCCGCCUCACCACCAGCCGGCUGGGAGCCGCGCGAGGAAGGUGAGCCGUUGGUAAACCACGAUCUGCUCGCUGCAUUGGCCAGCUUGACGCCCGGCGAAUCCCACGAGCUGCACCCACAGAGCGAGGAUCAGCCAGCAAUUAUUGUGCACACCGCUGUGCUGCCCGAGACCGGGAGCGUAGGCACAGCACUCCAGCCCAAAGCACCAAUUGUACAAACCAAAUGUCCGGAGCGCGCAUAAGCGCCAAACUACGAGCUUAAUACGAAAUGUUUGGAAUGAGAGCUAUGGCAAGCCAGAUGACUGAACAUUUGGCCAUUGUGAAUGGGCAGCAGUGUGGGCAGCCUGGCGGUUGAGAGAAUUUUUUGUAAAUAAUUUCUUAAAAACAAAAUUCGAUUGUGAUUAAUUUACACGUAGCUAUGUUUUAUAUUAAGUACUUGUACUCUCACGUUUGGAGCGUUUUGAAGUUUCGGUUUCCCGUCUCCUUAUGAUUUGCUGCGAGCGUUGCCGUCGAGCAUUUACAAACAUUAGCUUAUCUUAAUGUACGCCAAGUGGAGCUGUUAACUCCAAUUGAUUCUAGAUGUGUUUGUUGUUUGCAUACGAAAUCGCGUUGUCUCUCUCUUGGUGUCUGUUUCAAUUUGUAUCGAUGUGGCUAUCCACAAUAUCUAAAUGUACCUUCAUGCUAAAAAAGAAAUAUAACAAAAUAUGUUUGCAAGUAGCUGCAAAAAACGAACUUUUGCACUCAAGAUGACGAAGAAAUCGCAAACGGAAAUUCGGAUAUAAAACUAUGUAUAUGUUCACUUAUAUAUAUAUAUAUAUAUAUAGUUUAUAUGUAAAUGUUAAUCUAAUUGUAAGCCAGAGAGAAUUCGGAUAUCUAUAUCUGAUAUUGAAAUACGUAUAUAUGUAUACACAUUAGCUACAAUUCAAUAACAAGUAAAUGAAAAAUGAAAUUAUAUUCAAA
Drosophila mojavensis is the source of this 1854-nucleotide messenger RNA. It is a transcript of the gene sra, whose product is annotated as protein sarah. Gene Ontology annotation, molecular function: nucleic acid binding; calcium-dependent protein serine/threonine phosphatase regulator activity. The transcript is spliced from 2 exons. The record is from RefSeq and is a predicted model, not a curated record. Gene Ontology annotation, biological process: calcium-mediated signaling. The coding region runs from base 288 to 1136 and encodes 282 amino acids. Gene Ontology annotation, cellular component: cytoplasm; nucleus. Lineage: Eukaryota; Metazoa; Arthropoda; Insecta; Diptera; Drosophilidae.